Rhodotorula toruloides NP11 is the source of this 1695-nucleotide messenger RNA. RefSeq names its product tyrosyl-DNA phosphodiesterase family protein. Lineage: Eukaryota; Fungi; Basidiomycota; Microbotryomycetes; Sporidiobolales; Sporidiobolaceae. The record is from RefSeq and is a predicted model, not a curated record. The transcript has 4 exons. Gene Ontology annotation, molecular function: phosphoric diester hydrolase activity. The coding region runs from base 1 to 1695 and encodes 564 amino acids. Gene Ontology annotation, cellular component: nucleus. Gene Ontology annotation, biological process: DNA repair.
AUGGCUUCCCUCGUCGACAUCAUCCCCCGCCAUCCGCACGAGACUUCCGCGCUUCAGGACGCCAUCUACCGCUCGCUGCAAGACGCGCGCAGCCUGUACGGUCCCCACAGGAAGUCUUUUGACGGCUUGACGCAGCACAAGCGCGCCCGCGACGAGAUCACCGCUCUUCCCGCCAAGCGCCAUCGCCUCUCAUCGGGAUCCGCCUCCGACCCUUCGCAGCCCAAGAGCGGGAUUCCCAAGGUGAAGAGGUGGGAUGAAGGACUCGAGAUGUACCGCCGUGGCGCCUUGCGCUUGACCCGUACGCCUGGUCGCGCGACUUCGACCAAUGUCGUCUCUCUCAGCGAUGUUGUCAAACCGGAAGCGCUCGAAGCCUUCGCGAGCCACUCGUUCAUCGUCGAGGACGACUUCCUUGCGGCGCACCUGCCCCUCCAGGGACCGCACAGCCUGCGAGGCGUCCCGAUCUACGACUCCCGUCCCAUCGAGUCCGACCCCAUGUUCCAUUUCGCGGCGCAGCAGGGUCUGCUUCCCGACAUCAACCUCGACAAGCGCACGAAGUUGACCAAGGCGCAACACGCUCAAGCUGUCCCCGUCGUCCGCGAGCUUCACAGGCAGUUCGGCCCUCCAGGACUCAGGCCGCUGUAUCCAUGGGCGAGCGGAUGCGCGCACUCCAAGUUCUUCCUUCUCUUCUACCCGGGCUUCCUCCUCCUCGUCAUCACGUCGUGCAACACGAUGCAGAUCGACAUGGAUCUCUCGGACAACCACUGGUACAUCCACGCCUUCCCCGAGAUUCCGCCCGGCAAGAAGCGCAAGGCCAAGACUACCUUCGAGCACGACCUCCUUGCGCACAUGCUCGACCUCGACUGGCCCGAGGAGGUCAUCUCGCGCGUCCGCGACAAGUACGACUUCCGCUCGGCCGAAGGGCGCGUCCACCUCGUCGCCUCCGUUCCCGGCACGAAGCGCGCGACCGACGGCGAAAGCUCGUACGGCAUGCUUCGCCUCAACGAGCUCGCCCGCCAGAUCAUCCCCAAGAGCGUCAAGCCCGACAUCGCUAUGGAGUUCUGCGCCGGCUCGGUCAGCUCGCUUCCACCAGAGUGGAUCGACCAGACCGACAAGCUCCUUCGCGGCCGCGACCUCUCGAGGGCUGUCUCCGUGACCAAGCCCGGCGUUCCCGAGCCGCCCGUCGCCCUCAGCAACCUCCCGGAGUGGUCGAUCGUCUUCCCGACGAAGGCGACCGUCGCAGCCUGCUCGCCCGAUGUCAUCACGGCCGCUUCGAACAUCGGCUGCUGUCUGAACAACAAGGAGUGGCCCAAGACGCCUGACGAGGUCCGCUCGAUGUUCUUCGACUACGCCUCGAAGGACCCGGGACGCCUCUUCCACAUGAAGUUCUACCAGUGGAAAGACUCUCGAAACAAGAACCCGUCGGCGCCACCGCUCAUGGUCUACCUCGGAUCGCACAACCUGUCGAAGGCGGCGCUCGGCGAAGUCUCUCGCCUCAAGUCCGGCGCAGGCGACGUCCGCAUCAGGUGCAGCAACUUUGAGCUCGGCGUCGUCAUCCGCGGCGAGGACAUUGUCGACUUCCUCGAACCCGGCUCGUCGUGGGACGACAUCGUCCCGUACGUUCGUCCGUCGAGGCCAUACAACAACAGGACGGGCGACUCGCCGUGGAACUCGCCUGCCUGGGUCUCGCAGGAGUGA